This is a messenger RNA of Trichosurus vulpecula (common brushtail), 2571 nucleotides long. Its product is annotated as GTPase IMAP family member 8-like. Lineage: Eukaryota; Metazoa; Chordata; Mammalia; Diprotodontia; Phalangeridae. Bases 1 to 2478 code for a protein of 825 amino acids. The transcript is spliced from 7 exons. The record is from RefSeq and is a predicted model, not a curated record. Gene Ontology annotation, cellular component: endoplasmic reticulum. Gene Ontology annotation, molecular function: GTP binding.
AUGGAGAUGCUCCAGAAGAUGACAUCUACAGGGGGCAAUGUUUCAGGAAGUAGCAAUGGCAAAAGUGAUGAGCAGUGGCUCAGGGCAGAGCUUCAGUGGAUGACAAAGGCAGAGUUCAGCAGCAAGAGGAAAGAAGAUUUGGGACCACAGGAAGCAACAUCAGCCCCAAAAUGGAGGCAUCACCAGAUGCUCGGGAUAUGGAGUCAUCUGAACUCAACUGGCAUCAGUGGAGUGAAGCACAGCAGUGUGCUUGUUCCCAUGCUUUUGAGCAUGUUUUCAGCACUGCUGUCAUAUGCCUUCAGUAAAGAUGAAAACAGCAUCAAGGAUUCUGUCAUUUGUCAGAUAAUAGAACAAAAAUCAGAACCACAGCAUUUGAGAGAUGCUGGGGACCUCUGGGGCCAGAGGAUCCAACUGUCAUCUGAGGGGAAUAUUGACUGUAGCAUAGCUUACUCUGAUAGAAGAUCUCCAAGGAGAGAAGAGUCUGCUGAAAUUUUCAAAACCCUGAAUUUUCCCCAGAUGCUUCAGCAAGCUACAGACAUGGAUCAUCAAGAGAGACUCCAAGACCAACAAGUGGAGUCGGGGUACAAGAAAGAGUCUGAGCAGGACAGUGAAGUAGAUGAAUUGAGAAUUCUUCUUGUGGGGAAACAUGGUUCAGGGAAAAGUGCUGCAGGAAACAGCAUCCUGGGCAGGUGUGUGUUUGAGUCCAGACUCAGUGAGCAGCCAGUGACUCAAGUGUGUAGGAAAGAGCAGCGGAUCUGGAGGCAAAGAAAAGUUGUGCUCAUUGACACUCCAGAUAUCUUUUCCCAAAUGGACUCCCAGAAAGAGCUCUGCCAUCUCUCCUCUCUAUGCUCCCCAGGCCUGCACGCCCUCCUUCUAGUGACCCCACUGGGCUCUUACACAGAGGAAGAUGAGACAGUGGUGGGGAACAUCAAAAAAGUUUUUGGAGAAGAGGUUCUGAGGAGACAUGUGAUCAUUCUGUUCACCCGGAAAGAAGACUUGGCAGGCAAGGACCUGAUGGAGUUCAUAAAGAAUGCAGAUAAACCUCUUCAGAAACUCAUUUGGGACUGUGGAUUUCAGUACUAUGCUUUCAAUUACCGAGCCACAGGAGAGGAGGAACAACUCCAAGUGAAUGGGCUUCUGGAGGAGAUCAACAAAAUGGUAGACAGGAAUGGAGGAUCUGAGUACAUGAUAGAGCCCAAGCAGAACAAAGAGGUGGAUGAAUUGAGGAUUCUUCUUGUGGGGAAACAUGGUUCAGGGAAAAGUGCUGCAGGAAACAGCAUCCUGGGCAGGUGUGUGUUUGAGUCCAGACUCAGUGAGCAGCCAGUGACUCAAGUGUGUAGGAAAGAGCAGCGGAUCUGGAGACACAGAAAAGUUGUGCUCAUUGACACUCCAGAUAUCUUUUCCCAAAUGGACUCCCAGAAAGAGCUCUGCCAUCUCUCCUCUCUAUGCUCCCCAGGCCUGCAUGCCCUCCUUCUAGUGACCCCUUUGGGCUCCUACACAGUAGAAGAUGAGACAGUGAUGGGGAACAUCAAGAAGGUUUUUGGAGAAGAUGCUCUGAGGAGACAUGUGAUCAUUCUGUUCACCCGGAAAGAAGACUUGGCAGGAAGGGACCUGAUGGAGUUCAUAAAGAAUGCAGAUAAACCUCUUCAGAAACUCAUUUGGGACUGUGGAUUUCAGUAUCAUGCUUUCAAUUACCGAGCCACAGGAGAGGAGGAACAACUCCAAGUGAAUGGGCUUCUGGAGAAGAUUGACAAAAUGAUGUAUGACAAUGGAAACCAGUUUUGUAUCUUUAGGAUGCCUGCUACUGGACCUGAUACACUAAGCCUCAUCAUAGUAGGAAAAUGUGGAGCUGGAAAGAGCUCGACGGGGAACACCAUUCUUGGAAGGAAGGAAUUUCUAGACCAUGUUCAAAGACAGCCAGUCAUCAAAACCUGUAGAAAACAUGUUAAGAACCUGGAGAGUACUAUUGUGGUUGUUGAUACCCCGUCAUUUUACCUUCCAUCAGAAAGUGAAGAAAAUCUCUAUAAACAAGGAGAAGAGAUCAUUCGUGUCCUUACUUUGCUUCAAGGACUCAAAGUUUUUAUUUUGGUGAUUCGGAUGGGACAGUUCACUCAAGAAGAUGAGAAGAACAUUGAAGAAUUAGAAGCCAUAUUUGGAACAGAGGUCACCAAGUACAUGAUUGUGCUCUUCACUAGGAAGGAUGAUCUAGAGCCUUAUACAGUGAAAGAUUACAUCAAGGAUUUUGCUAACGAACCUCUUAAAAAGUGGAUUAAACAAUGUGGAAACAGAUUCUGUGCUUUUAACAACAAAGAAAGUGGCCUGGGCCAGGAAAAACAAGCAAAUGAGCUUUUGGAAAUGGUUGAUGAACUGGUCCAGUAUCAUGGAGGCCAAGGCUUUGCAUUCAAUACUGUUAACCUUGAUGCUUAUGCCAAAAUAAUCAAAAAUCACCAUAAGAGGCAGUGGAAUAUACUGUCAUAGAAGUAAAAUUUGUAAUAAUUUCAUUUAUUUUUUGGCUGCCAAAGUACCUGGGAAUUCACUUAAAAAUAAUACUGCUCUUAGAGUUUGCAAAGC